Molecule: messenger RNA, 2253 nt
Organism: Ictalurus furcatus (blue catfish)
Lineage: Eukaryota; Metazoa; Chordata; Actinopteri; Siluriformes; Ictaluridae
Product: UDP-glucuronosyltransferase 2A1
Exons: 6
Coding region: 355-2031 (558 amino acids)
Molecular function (GO): UDP-glycosyltransferase activity
Source: RefSeq, a predicted model, not a curated record
UAUGUGUUAAUUAUCUACCACAAGACAAUAAUGACAUUUGUCCAAGGCCCUAUGAUUUAUCUAAGGUCAUUAACCGUGUCUGAAGCAAACACUAUUUGGGCAACUUGAAACACCCCCAUAUUUUUGACCAUGUCCAAUGUUACAAAUGGGUUAGUCACUGUUUUAUUACAACAAUGAUGAGGAACAGAUCUUGUACCUGCUUAGUAAUUUUGCUGCUGAGCUUGUCUGAAAUGGCUCACAGUGGAAAUGUACUGGUGCUUCCUGGUGAAUACAGUCACUAGCACAACGUGCACAUAAUCAGAUAUCUCCUCUGCUGUUGACAAUAAAGGUCAAAGUUUUGUUUUCACGUGAUAGAUGUGGAGGUUUGCAGGUUUUGUGCUCUGGCUUAUUCCAUGUGUGAGCUACAAGGCUGAUCAUCCUGCAAUCAUGAGUGCACGUGGGAGAGCUGCUCUCUGCCUUCUUUUCCUGCUCAGUCUGAACCAAACUCUGCUGUGUGUGACAGCAGGGAAAAUCCUCGUCUGGCCUUCGGAAUUCAGUCACUGGCUUUACAUGAAAAUCAUCAUCGAUGAGCUUAUAACGAGAGGACACAGUGUGACCAUAGUUACUCACAGUGCUACACCAUCUGUAAUGACAGAGCAGUCUCCGGGCUACAAUGUGGAGAUCAUACAGGUGCCUCACAGCAAGAAGGACGUUAUUGACAACUGGGACAGGCUUUUAAACUAUUGGAUGUAUGACCUGCCAAAUACCAACAACAUCCAGGCUUUUCUGAAGCUCACUGAAAUUAUUGACAAUAUAAUCGAGCAGAAUCAAGUACUAUGCAGGGAGCUUUUUGCACGUGAAGAUCUGCUGGAGAAGUGGAGAAAGGAAAAGUUUGAUGUUCUUCUGACAGAUCCUGUGACUAUAUGUGGGGAACUGUUAGCACAGAAGCUCAACCUGCCGUUCAUCAACAGUGUGAGGAUCAGUUUUGGGAGUUUAAUUGAGCGACUCUGUGGCCAGCUGCCGGCACCACCAUCCUAUGUGCCAGCUGUUGGCAUGGGCUACACGGAUCACAUGGAUUUCCCACAGAGAGUGAAAAAUAUAUUGUUUAUUGUCUUUCAAGAUAUAAUGUUUAAUCUAAUGGUCAAGCUGAAAUGGGAUCACCUCGCCACAGAAGUCAUGGGCAAACCCACAACAAUAUGUGAAACUAUUGGCAAAGCUGACAUCUGGUUAAUCCGCAUGUAUUGGGACUUUGAGUAUCCACGGCCACUCCUCCCAAACUUCAAAUUUGUGGGUGGCUUACAUUGCAAGCCUGCAAAACCUCUACCAAAAGACAUGGAGGACUUCGUGCAGAGCUCGGGAGAUGACGGUACUGUAGUGUUUUCAAUGGGUUCCGUAGUAAAAAACCUCACCAAAGAGAAAGCGAACACCAUCGCUUCAGCGCUCAGCCAGAUUCCCCAAAAGGUCUUGUGGCGAUACACAGGCGAGAAACCAGAAGCUCUUGCUUCUAAUACUAGACUCUAUGACUGGAUUCCCCAGAAUGAUUUACUAGGACAUCCUAAAACCAAGGCCUUCAUCACCCAUGGUGGGCUUAAUGGAAUAUAUGAAGCGAUUUAUCAUGGAGUUCCCAUGGUGGGCCUGCCGCUGUUUGCGGAUCAGCCUGACAAUGUAAAUCACAUGAAAACCAAGGGAGUUGCUAUUAUGCUUGACUUCAACAAAAUAGAGACCAACGACUUGAAGCAGGCUGUCGACGAUGUCAUUAACAAUCCAUCCUACAAGGAGAGCAUGAUGAGGCUAUCCCAAAUCCACCAUGAUCAACCAAUGAAGCCGCUAGACCAGGUCGUCUUCUGGAUUGAGUUUGUGAUGCGCAAUAAGGGGGCCAAGCACCUGAGAGUUGAAGCUCAUAACCUCACAUGGUAUCAGUACCACUGCUUGGAUGUAGCAGCCUUUUUGCUCUCUAUAAUAACACUGGCUGUGUUCAUCUUGGUGAAAACGUGCAGUUGGUUCUUUCGCAAAUGUUCCAGAAAGACCGCAACAAAGAGCAAGAAAGAGUGAAGCAUGUGCAUAUUAAUGUAUUAAUAAUUACUGUGAUAUUUGUACAUAUCUUUUUGGACUAAAACACUCUGUGUUACAUGUACAUGUACAUAUCCAGGAUAACUUUUAAAUUAUUCCAACACUAUUCAGAACAAAUCAACUAACCAUGGAUGUUUAUCUAUAUCAUGUAUGGUGUAGUUUGUUUUUUAAUUAAAGAUUAAAAUAAAGAUUUUUUUAGCUUAA